CCGGCGCAGGACAAUUACGUAAUUUAACAUCCCUCCAGACCGACGAGACGCCGGUAUACCGAUCUAUCUAAUAUCACCUUCCUUUCUUCUCUUUUUCCUUCUCUAAUCUCCGCUUCUCACAUAUUACGCAAAAAUCAAAUUCAUUUCCUCCCCACUAAAUUAAAAUCUAGGGUUUCCGAUUCAAUUUCUCCCCCCAAAACCCCUUCCCAGAAGCAUCCAGAUAAACACACGCGGAGAAAUUUAGGGUUUUUCUUUCUAUUUUUCUUUCUUUCUGUGUUGAUUAUCUUGAACUGUUUGAUCAGAUUCCAUCUUCCGAUUCGAAUCAAUUGAUCGAUAAAUCAGGCAACUUUGGAUCGCAGUUGAGAAGGUGAUGGAUGUGGAUGGAGGGGGAAGCAAGCGCGUCUUCCACCGGCUAAGCGGAGGCGCCGGCGGCGGAGGGCCGUCGCCAUCCACGGACCCGAGGAACCAGAAGGUCUGUUUCCAUUGGAGGGCUGGGAAGUGCAACCGCUUCCCUUGCCCUUACCUCCACAGGGAAUUGCAGCCCCCUCCGCCGCAGAAUGGAACGGCGUCGUCUAAGCGCCAGUACCACGGGUUCUCCGGCGAUGAUCCGGAGCCGCGGAGGCCAAACAAUUCGACGUGGGGGAGAGUUCACGGCGGCGCCGGAGGGAAUAAUAAGUUUAUAAGGAAGACGGAGAAGUUGUGCCAUUUUUGGUCUCAGGGGAACUGUGGGUAUGGCGACAAGUGCAAGUACUUGCAUUGCUGGACAUUCGGGGACGGCUUGUCGUUGUUGACGCAGCUCGAGGGGCAUCAGAAGGUUGUUAGUGGGAUUGCGUUUCCAUUUGGAUCAGACAAACUCUACACCGGGAGUAAAGAUGAGACUGUCAGGGUCUGGGACUGCCAGUCUGGUCAGUGUACGGCCGUGAUUAACCUUGGUGGUGAAGUGGGUUGCAUGAUCAAUGAAGGUCCAUGGAUUUUUGUAGGCCUACUUAAUAUGGUGAAGGCAUGGAACAUCCAAACUAACAUGGAACUGAGUCUUAGUGGACCUGUUGGACAAGUUUAUUCCAUGGUAGUGGGAAAGGAUUUGCUUUUUGCUGGUACGCAGGAUGGAUCAAUAUUGGCAUGGAAAUUUAAUGCGGCUGCAAAUUGCUUUGAACCAGUAACAUCACUCACAGGUCACUCACUUGCCGUUGUUUCUUUAGUAGUUGGAGCCAACAGGCUUUACUCUGGAUCCAUGGACCAUUCUAUAAAGGUCUGGAGCCUUGAAACAUUGCAAUGUUUACAGACACUCACAGACCAUAGUUCGGUUGUAAUGUCUCUUCUUUGCUGGAAUCAGUUUCUCUUAUCAUGUUCCUUAGACAAAACAAUAAAGGUGUGGGUUGCUACACAGAAUGGAAGCUUGGAAGUAACGUACACUCACAACGAAGAACAUGGUGUGCUUGCUCUAGACGGUAUGCCUGAUUCAGAAGGCAAGCCAGUUUUGCUAUGCGCUUGCAACGACAAUUCUGUCCGCCUCUAUGAUUUGCCAUCAUUUGCUGAGAGGGGAAAAGUUUUCUCAAAACAGGAGGUACGGGCAAUUCAGAGGGGUCCCGGUAGUCUGUUUUUCACCGGCGACGGAACAGGUCAAUUGAGAAUAUGGAGCAUGUUAGCCGAUUCAGCUUCCUCUGCCUGAUUUAUGAAGGACAUAGUGUAUCUUGAUUUAUUAUUCUUAAUUAUUCUCUUCUCCUUUUCCUAGGAUCUUUUGUAACGCCUAAGGUUGCUGGAAGGAAUAAUAUUUUUUUUCUUCCCUGGGUCAGGAUUGAAUUGUAGGUCUAGAGGUUUUGGGGGUUUUUUUUUUUGAAGAGGUAGAAUUUUGUUCCACAAACUCCAGCCCGUUACUUGUGCCAUAUAGAGGAACAUCUUGGUCUCAUUCCGAAAGUUGUAACUUGAGAACAAAUCUGCAUAAAGUGCUUAUUAAUUAUAUCCUUACCGUUCGCUGCAGAUGAAUGAUGUUUGCAGUGGAGUAAAAAUGAUUAUAAAUGCUAUAUUUAAUAGAGAGCUAGUUGUUUUUGUA
Morus notabilis is the source of this 2050-nucleotide messenger RNA. Its product is annotated as zinc finger CCCH domain-containing protein 63. NCBI's taxonomy places the organism in Eukaryota, Viridiplantae, Streptophyta, Magnoliopsida, Rosales, Moraceae. The transcript has 9 exons. The record is from RefSeq and is a predicted model, not a curated record. Gene Ontology annotation, molecular function: protein binding; metal ion binding. The coding region runs from base 371 to 1669 and encodes 432 amino acids.